CGCUGCCCCCUCCCUCUGUGACACUCUCCUAAACUCUCCCUGCCCGGAGUUUCCGUUUCCUGACAGUUGCUGCCUCCAGAUCCAACUUCACAUUUCUUCUCACCUCAGAAGUUUAAAUGCCCCCGGUGCCGGUAAGGCAGGUCCAAUCAGAACCGAGCCAGGACAGCCCCCGAUCCGACACCGUCACCGGAAGGAUGGGUAUUUUUCCAUAAAAAAAAAAUAAAAAGGAGACCAAGCAAAAACAAAUGGAAGCGCUCACUUCAAAGGCUCCUGUUCGGGAUAAGAAAAAAUCCCAGAAAAUAGCACAUACUGCUUCAGACAUUUGGCUGUGACCACUACGAAGUGAAACAUCUAAAAGAUGACGUCCUGCAAGUUACAAUGGCGUCUCAUCUUUCUCAAUUUCUUGACCUGUGGCCUGGAAAUCUGUGUAGCAGCCGGGAUAACAUAUGUGCCUCCAUUACUGUUAGAAGCCGGCGUGGAGGAACAGUAUAUGACUAUGGUUUUAGGUAUAGGACCUGUACUAGGACUAAUAUUUGUGCCACUAAUUGGAUAUGCCAGUGAUAAUUGCCAAAGUACCUAUGGCCGAAGACGUCCGUUCAUCUUGUUGCUUUCUCUUGGAGUCCUUCUUUCGCUCUUCAUCAUUCCACAUGCUGACUACUUGGCUUCAUACUUCAGCUGGGGAGGGAAUGUUGUCCAUAUUUAUUUCCUUAUUUUUGGGGUGGGAUUAUUAGACUGUUGUGCCCAAGUAUGUUUUACGCCUCUAGAGGCCCUCCUCUCUGACCUCUACCAUGACGAUGAAGGCUGUGGCCAAGCAUUCGCUACCUUCUCGUUCAUGAUCAGUAUGGGAGGAUGCAUUGGAUACCUGCUGACGUCGGUCAACUGGAACUACACAUUUAUGUCGCUCUAUGUGGGAGGUCAAGCCGAGUCUCUCUUUCUAACGCUAACUUUUAUAUUCAUAAUGAGUGUCUUUGUCACAAUGAGGACUUCCGAAGAACCUGUGUGCAGAGCUCCCCAAGGGUUGGACUUUAAUCCUCCCAUAAAAUCAAUAUCCUUCUCAAGGUGUUGCUGUGUGCCAAAAUUAAAGGUACGAGCCUGGAAAUGCAACCCUUUGUUUUGCUUAUUGAGCUUGUGCUGGUCUCUUACCCCAAGGCUAUAUCACAGCUACUGCCGAAUUCCUAGGGUCGUGAAGCAGUUGUGUGUUGCUCAGCUUUGUAGUUGGAUGGCCGUGAUGUCGUUCAUGUUGUUCUACACAGACUUUGUUGGGGAGGGAUUGUACAAAGGAAUUCCAAGUGCUGCACCCGGAACAGAGUCAAGACUUCGGUACGAUGAAGGAAUCCGUAUGGGAAGCCUGGGACUGUUCCUCCAGUGCGCCACGUCGACCUUCUUUUCUGUGAUCAUGAACAAGCUUGUGAAAUUUUUUGGGUCAAGACAAAUCUACCUCGCCAGCAUGGUCACCUUUACAUCGUCCGCCCUGGUGAUCUGCCUCUCGCAGAACAUCGCCGUAGUUACCGCCAUGUCCUCUCUGACGGGAUUUGCUUACGCUACCCUGCAAACUCUCCCAUACACAAUGAUAUGUUUAUAUCACAAGGAAAAAGAUGUAUUUAUGCCAAGGCCAGUAGAACUUAAGACUACAAAUGGAAAUGUUCUCACCAAAGAAGCGGUGUAUUUCGCGCCCAAUGUGCCGCACUGCAACCAAGACAGUACUUUCAAGCACAAAGGAGACGAGUCGGGCAAAAAAGGAAUCGCGUUGAAUGAAAUUCCACUUGAUCACCAAUACUACUCGGAAUCCAGUUUUACCAACGUAGAAGACAAGGACAAUUAUGCAAAACGAGGCAUUGGGCUUGAUUUUGCCAUUUUGGAUAGUACGUUACUUCUGUCUCAGGUCUUCCCAUCUUUGUUCAUGGGGAUGAUUGUACAGUUAAUGGAAAGUGUUACUGUGUAUAUAGCGUCUUCUGUCAUCUUCGGAGUUUUUGCUAUAUACCUCGCAAAUCAAGUUAUUUAUGACCAAAAAGACCUUUGGACAUAAGGUUGUGAUCUUUUUGUUUGUUUUUUAUUUUAUUUUUGACAUUAGGCGUUACUGAUAGCAGCCUUGUUUACAAAGUUAAACGUUUACAGCUAUUUCGCUUCAGUCAGUCGUUAAAAUGGCCAGUAACUUGAAAUGCUUAUUAUUGUCAUAUGAUUAUGCUAAAAAGGGGUUCUUACAUAUCAACCGAUA
Molecule: messenger RNA, 2215 nt
Organism: Spea bombifrons (plains spadefoot toad)
Lineage: Eukaryota; Metazoa; Chordata; Amphibia; Anura; Pelobatidae
Product: solute carrier family 45 member 3-like
Exons: 5
Coding region: 359-2026 (555 amino acids)
Cellular component (GO): membrane
Molecular function (GO): sucrose:proton symporter activity
Source: RefSeq, a predicted model, not a curated record